This is a messenger RNA of Mugil cephalus (flathead mullet), 1364 nucleotides long. It is a transcript of the gene amd1, whose product is annotated as adenosylmethionine decarboxylase 1. Bases 210 to 1220 code for a protein of 336 amino acids. The record is from RefSeq and is a predicted model, not a curated record. Gene Ontology annotation, molecular function: adenosylmethionine decarboxylase activity. The transcript has 9 exons. Gene Ontology annotation, biological process: spermidine biosynthetic process; spermine biosynthetic process. Gene Ontology annotation, cellular component: cytosol. NCBI's taxonomy places the organism in Eukaryota, Metazoa, Chordata, Actinopteri, Mugiliformes, Mugilidae.
ACAGUAUGGCCGGCGAUAUUAGCUAGCACUCGCUAACGGUAUUCUCUGCAAAAGGGAAGACGGUAACUCAAGAAAAUCAACACCUGGACUGCUUAAAGGACUGUACCUCAAUAAAUUAUAACGGACCGAGGAAGGAUUAAUUAAGCUAUAAACGUUAUAACCGACGUUUAUUUUAUUUUUUAUUUUUUUUGUUGGGUGUCUGUUGUCUCAUGAUGGAAGAUAACGGUGCACAUUUCUUCGAGGGGACUGAGAAGCUGUUGGAAGUGUGGUUCUCUCGGCAGGACGAGGCCAAAGGAACCGGAGACCUCCGUACCAUCCCGAGGUUUGAGUGGGACAAACUUCUGGAGAAUGUGCAUUGUUUGAUCAUAAGUGUGACAAAGACUGACAAGCAGGAAGCUUAUAUACUCAGUGAGAGUAGCAUGUUUGUCUCCAAGAGACGUUUCAUUUUGAAGACAUGCGGAACCACCCUCUUACUGCAAGCACUGGUGCCUCUGCUGGAACUUGCCAGGGAGUACUGCGGCUUCGAUUCCAUCGAGAAUUUCUUCUACUCCCGCAAGAAUUUUAUGAAGCCUACCCAUCAAGAGUUCCCUCAUCGAAACUUCCAGGAGGAAGUGGACUUCCUCAGCCAGAUUUUCCCAAAUGGUGCAGCCUACUGCAUGGGACGUUUGAACUCUGACUGCUGGUACCUGUUUACUCUAGACCUACCAGAGUACUGGGAGAACAAACAUGCGGAUCAGACGCUGGAAGUUCUGAUGAGCGACCUCGAUCCAGCCAUCAUGGACCAGUUCUACAUGAAAGAUGGUGUUUCUGCAAGUGAUGUCACUCGUAUGAGUGGAAUUCGUGACCUGAUACCAGGUUCUGUGAUAGACGCCACAAUGUUCAACCCUUGUGGAUACUCAAUGAAUGGAAUGAAGACUGACGGAACCUACUGGACCAUCCACAUCACCCCGGAGCCAGAGUUCUCCUACGUCAGCUUCGAAACCAACCUCUCCCAGACGUCUUACGAUGAUCUCAUCAGGAAGGUUGUGGAGGUGUUCAAGCCAGGAAAAUUUGUGACUACGCUUUUUGUCAAUCAGAGCUCCAAAUGUCGCAGUGUCUUUUCUUCUCCCCAGAAGCUCGAGGGCUACAAGCGCCUCGACCGCCAGUUGGCCCAGUUUAACGAUUACAAUUUUGUCUUCACAAGCUACACCAAGAACCGCCAGCAGAACCAGCAGAGCUGAGGGUUGAGGAUGAAGAAGAGGCGCAAAAAGAAAGGUGGGCCCUCUGGGCUCCACCCUUGCGGCCGGCUUCACCCACCAGUGGAGAGCUUUUCGUCUUCCCCCUCCUCCCUCCCCCUCUGCUGCUGGCGUCGUUCAUGGUGUCCU